CUCGCGCUCUUCCGCUUUUUCCGCUUGCCUUAUAUAGGAACCGUUUUACUGACCGGACUGGAACGUAUAUUUUCACUGUUGAACGUUUCCUACUAUACGUUUGUGCAUUUCAUAUAGGCUACACUGCGCUAUAAACUCCUUCUACGCUACAUCUGGAGAGAGAAAAAAAGUUAAUCUAUCCUUCUGAGAACAAAUGGGGCAUGCCAGGGUUUUGGUGUGUUCCUGUGGCUUUGGAAAUUGACUGAGCUUUAUCAGACACCUUGUCUCCGAUGGAGCAAAGGAACUAUCUGAGGCGUAAAAGCAGGAUCCCAGCAUUUAUUCGCAGUGGCUGCACAAGACAUCUCACAGAGGACGCCUGUGACACAUCAAAGUCACUGCAUGGCCAGGACGCUAAGGACUUCAACAGAGAGAGUGGUGCUAGCAAAAAAACUGUUACCAUGGCACCUACUUCUAGGUACAUGACAGGCAGGAGCUUGUACAUGGCCCGAAAGCCACUGAUCUCAACAGAGCACCACAGUUCAAUCCUAAAAAAUCCUCUCGCACAUGAGUACUCUGAAAGGGUUCAGUUGAGCAAUUUGGAAAAUUCGCAAGACGAAAGGACAGAUACUAACAUUUUGGAAAGCACAAGUGAUCCACAGAUCACUGUUUCUUCUCUUUCAGCAACCAGGGAAGACCUUUGUGCUUCCUUGAAUUUGUCAGAGCUCAGGUUAUAUUCUUCUCAUGGAGAACCUAAUAUCAACCCUAUUCAUUCAACAAAUAUAGUUGAAAAUAGGAGUCUUUGUAGUUCCCCUUUAGAUGAUUUGAGCCUUACAGCCCCAUUAAGUCCAAAGUGGACUUCAACCCAGCGGAUUUUACCUUAUUCAUACAAAUCCCAAACUCAUACCUCCAAAAGUACAAAUACAAGAGCAUACCAGCAAGAGAGACAUUCCUUUCUUGACACUGGUUUCUCAGUGAGUAACAGCAAGAGGUACCCAUCUGAAUCUAAACGAAUGUCCCACUGUCAAGCCAAUUACUGGGCUUGUGCUAUCCCCAGUACCUUACCACCUUCUUCAGACCGGAAGUCUCCCAGCUGGGACCCUGACAAAGAGUAUCAGACCCUCCUGGAUUAUACAUACCCUCUAAGGCCCAACAUGACCAAUGCCUGGAAUUCAAACAAACACAGGUUGCAAACCGAUCAACCUUUACAUGACUCUGGCAUUGAAGUGGACAGUUUUCUCAGUUCUUCUAGUCUUUCGUUUUUGGACCAGCCUCUUUCUGGAAUGAGGCAGGAUAGAUCUGGUCCAGCUUAUAAUCAAACAUUUGGAUUUCAAUGUCCUAAUCUGAGGGAACUGCCACAUUCCAAGUCAUCAGACCUCAGGGUGUCUACAAGUCUAAAUUCCUCACUGGAACAGGUGGGUUUAUCAUUGGAAAGUCUGGAUUGUGGGAAAGACAACUUUCGUUAUAAGAAAUUUGGCAUCUUUUCCACAUCCAGGUCAGCCCCGACCUUUAUCAGGACCACAAGCAUCUUACCCCAUCUGGGGUCACUUGGAGAGUGGGAUGAGGAGUUUCUCCAGUUGCCUGAACAGCUACAGGAGAUUCAAGAUCUUUCUCAGAAACUAAAAGACAUCACAGUACAAAUAAGUCAGCCAGUCACCACCAACUGGGAGCCUCUGCAGAGGGAGCAUGCUUCUUCAUCACUACAGGUGGAUGAACAGGCACCUGAGGUCUCCAGUGUGCAAGGGUCUACUGAAGAUGUUUCUCUCACAGCGCAGAUGAAAGGACUGGAUACUAGAGCACAGGUAAUCAGCCAUCAGAUGACGAAUGUGGAAGCCAUUGUGGAUCAGCUGAGUGGAAUGUCUUCAUAUGAGUUUAAGAGGGAAAAGGAGACUGACAAGGGGGUGGAAGACACCCAGGAGUCCCUCAUGCAGCACUUACAGAUUUUCUGCUCAAAUUUACAAAAACUGAUUCAGUGGUUGCACAAGGUGGUGGAGAAGAUAGAUGUCCUUUCUCCUCCUUCAGUGGACAUCGAGAGUGUUAAAACCUCUCUAGCUGACUAUAAGAGUUUUCAGGAGGAAGUCCAAGCCCACAGGCCACUUACUACAUCUGUCCUCCAGACUGGAGAGAUGCUUUUGUGCUGUAUGAACUCAGCCUCUCCCUUUCUGAAGGAUACACUGAUGCUGAUAGAGAGGCAGUCCCAUGUGUUGGAGGCUCAUUCAGAGCACCUCUUCUCCUCAAUCUUAUCCACCAUGGACUGUCUCACUGAACCAAACUCUCAGGACAACACAGAAGAAGCAUCAUUCAGCAGUCAGGAUCAGUAAAGUACAGUGUACCAGUGUCCUCAGUUGGAUGUCUUUCAGGACUUUUGUGUACAGGGGCUACAGAUUCAAAGCAGUAAUUCUAAGUGGAUGAUGAUGAUGUAUUUAACACUGGUCAGUUACUGUACAGUUAUGGUUAAUAAUACAGAUCACUAAUAGUAUCAUAUUUUGCCAUAAUUACAUUUAUGCUUAUGUUGUGCAUUACACUUUUAAACUUUAUUAAACUCUAUUAUGUUAUACUUUUAAAACACUUGUAUGUCGACUGUUACCACAGAUGCACUUUUAAUUUUGCACAGGACUUUGGAUAUGUUCAGUUACAUGUACUGUAUUUUGCUUCUUGUAGUACUGAAAAAGGUCACUCAAUGUCAUAAUAGUAUUAUUUUGCAACACUUUAUUGUUACAGUGAAAUACUCUUGUGUCCUGGUAGACAUCAGGAUCUCAGGUUAUUAGGGCUAUUCAUUAAGUUUUAAUAAGAGCUCACUGAUCCUCAAUAGCAGCUCUGCAGCUUUAAUUUCUACCUGAGCAGAAGGUUACACGGUGCACUGUGUCCAGGCUGAACAGUGGGUGCCUAUUUAAGCCCCAUGAUCUAAGCACUAUAUAUUAUUAUGUAUAGUAUUUCAGCUGAUUCUAAAGAGACUGCAGUAAGGUUUUCAGACACUCCAUGUUCAAACAAAGAAUCUAUUUUUGGACUAUGGUCUAAAUAGGAAAUGUCUUUGGUUGCGGUUUUCUAUUAACAAGUGAAUAAAUUUUGUACAACCCAGUUUUCCGUC
Molecule: messenger RNA, 3064 nt
Organism: Hemibagrus wyckioides
Lineage: Eukaryota; Metazoa; Chordata; Actinopteri; Siluriformes; Bagridae
Gene: cep68
Product: centrosomal protein 68
Exons: 7
Coding region: 270-2297 (675 amino acids)
Source: RefSeq, a predicted model, not a curated record